AUAUUUAAUGCAAGACAACUUGCUCUAAAGCUGAUAGCCAAUGUAACAUAUGGUUAUACAGCUGCUGGGUUUAGUGGUCGCAUGCCUUGUGCUGAGCUUGCAGACAGUAUCGUCCAAUGUGGCCGAAGUACACUGGAAAAAGCUAUUUCAUUUGUGAACACAAAUGAUAAAUGGAAAGCUAAAGUAAUAUAUGGUGACACUGACAGGUAAUCAAAUCUCUGACUCCUAAUAGGAUGGAGGUAUAAAUCAAAAAAGUUUAGGAUUUAUAUGACAUUACAUUUGGCUUUGGGAACCAGAUUUACCAACCACUGAGAUCAUCCAUGUUAAAUGCAGUAGAUUAAAUGUUAUGCCAUGCACUUCUGUGACAACCCUUUUUAUGUUAAACUUGUUUGGAAUCUUGUUUGCUGUUCACUGCCAUGCAUUUUAAGUUUAACCAGGCAAAAGGGCUUUAUUAUUAUUAUUAUUAUUUUUCUUUCUUUGGGCAGCAUGUUUGUUCUUCUUAAGGGACGGACUGUCAAAGAAUCUUUACAAAUUGGACAUGAGAUUGCAUCUGCGGUAACUGCAAUGAAUCCAAAUCCGGUGACACUGAAAAUGGAAAAAGUUUAUCACCCAUGUUUCCUUCUUACCAAGAAGCGUUAUGUUGGUUACAGCUAUGAGAGUCCUGAUCAAGUCAAACCAGUCUUUGAUGCUAAAGGUAUUGAGACAGUUCGCAGAGAUACUUGUGGGGCUGUUGCCAAGACAAUGGAACAGUCCCUAAGGAAUUUUUUUGAACAUCAGGACAUCUUAAAGGUUAAAGCAUAUCUGCAACGGCAGUGGACACGGAUUCUGUCUGGUAGAGUGUCCCUUCAGGAUUUUGUUUUUGCUAAGGAAGUCCGAUUAGGAACCUACAGCACAAGAGUAGGUUCAUCACUUCCCCCAGCUGCAAUUGUGGCAACUAAAGCUAUGAAAGCAGAUCCAAGGGCAGAACCACGCUAUGCAGAACGAGUACCUUACGUUGUGAUCCAUGGGGAGCCUGGAGCUAGGCUGGUUGACAUGGUGGUGGAUCCAUUGGAACUUUUGACCGUUGACUCCCCAUACAGAUUAAACGAUAUGUAUUACAUCAACAAACAGAUAAUCCCUACCCUACAGCGGGUAUUUGGGCUUGUGGGUGCUGACUUGAACCAGUGGUUCUUAGAAAUGCCUCGCCCAGCCAGGGAAGCUUUUGGAAAACGCAAUGUAAAUGCUCCAAACCUACACAGAACCAGAAUUGAUUAUUACUAUCUGUCAAAGCAUUGUAUACUCUGCGGUGAGUUGGUCCAAGCAUCAGCUCAUCUUUGCAGAAAAUGUUCUCAGAGGGAACUUGCACCUGCAACAGCUAUAAUUGGAAGGACUUCAAAGUUAGAAAGAGAGAUGCAACACCUUGCCGCUAUAUGUAGACACUGUGGAGGUGGGGACUGGCUUGUGGAGAGUGGGGUGAAGUGCAAUUCACUUGCAUGUUCAGUGUUCUAUGAAAGGCGCAAAGUUCAGAAGGAAUUGCAGGCUCUUUCUGCUGUCGCUACUAAUACAGGUUUUUAUCCAAAGUGUACAAUAGAAUGGUUUUGAAUACGUGUUCUUGGACAACAAAUUCCCCAACAUAAUAUUUUUCGUUUUUUUGCUUAUCAAAUAUGUGUAGUACGUGUGUUGUAAUCAUAAUUCUCCCAUAUUUGCUGUUGACUUUUGUUUUCUCACUUAUACAUGUAAAUAUUAUCUCUUGAAGUUUUACAAAUAAUCUAUUGCUUUGGCU
This is a messenger RNA of Rubroshorea leprosula, 1762 nucleotides long. The record is from the annotation of a GenBank genome assembly. Lineage: Eukaryota; Viridiplantae; Streptophyta; Magnoliopsida; Malvales; Dipterocarpaceae.